Messenger RNA from Oppia nitens, 999 nucleotides. RefSeq lists its product as uncharacterized. The coding region runs from base 21 to 863 and encodes 280 amino acids. The transcript has 2 exons. The record is from RefSeq and is a predicted model, not a curated record. Lineage: Eukaryota; Metazoa; Arthropoda; Arachnida; Sarcoptiformes; Oppiidae.
UAGUUAUUAUUAUUAAAACAAUGAAUUUGUUAUACAAUUUUCUAGUAUUAACAGUAGUAGUAGGCGUUGGGCUAAUCUAUUGUUCAUCGGAAUCUGAUUCAUCCGACUCCGGUUCCCACCAUAAGAAACAUCAUAAGAAUCGUAAACAUCAUAAUCAUAAAAAUGGUAGACAACCGGCACCGCCGGCACCGGUAGUAUAUAGACUACCCGUAAAGUUUGAUUUGGUUGGCCUACUCAUGAAUAACGGUAUGUCCACAUGGGCCGACCAGUAUCGUCGACAGCUAUCCGAUUUGGAUACAAAUUUAGAUGAAUUUUUCAACGGUAUGGCCACUGUUGCCGAGGAUGACCUGGAUUUUGUUAUGCGUUACGAUUUGGACCAAUUGUUAGUCGAUCUGAGCCGUGGAUUGAAAUUGUUUCGGAAAAACAUCGACCAAAAUGCCGACAACAAUGGUAUUGAUCGGAAUUUUUCAGGACGUAUAGCUACCGGUGCCCAACUGUUUGACGAACUGAGCCUAUAUUUGGUACAGUUGUUUGCAUCAAAAGAUAUGGAUCGCCGACACCGACGACAACAUAGUAUAUAUAGAUAUAAUCUAUUGAGUAAACCAUUGAUUGAAUUGUCGGGUGAAUUGGGUAAACUGAUGACCCGGGAUAUUGAACCUAAUUUUCAGCGUGUAUUGUACGGGUUUUACCGGUCAAUAGGACAGGCCUACAAUGCAGCCAUUGGUGAACAGGUUAAGCGAUUGUCGGGUAGUGGUGGUGGUAGGGAUCAGUUACCCGAAAAAUAUCGAUAUCUGAUUGCAUUCAAUAAACGUUGGGAUCAAUCGUUUGGUCAGAUUAAGCAGUUAUUUAAGAAAAAAUAUUAAUUAUUAGUUAUUAGUUAAUAUAAUAAUACAGUAAUUAAUUAAUUAAUUAUAGGUUAUGUUGUUGUUUGAUUAGCCUAUUAAUUAUGUAUUACUUUAUAAAUCUAAUCUAACCCUAACUUUAUAUAUAUAUAAUAAA